Molecule: messenger RNA, 1412 nt
Organism: Gossypium raimondii (Peruvian cotton)
Lineage: Eukaryota; Viridiplantae; Streptophyta; Magnoliopsida; Malvales; Malvaceae
Product: expansin-A4
Exons: 3
Coding region: 129-908 (259 amino acids)
Biological process (GO): plant-type cell wall organization
Cellular component (GO): extracellular region
Source: RefSeq, a predicted model, not a curated record
CUAUCCCUUAACACUCACCUUCAACCCCCAUUUCUCUUUGGCUAUAACCCUCGCUGCCUCUCUAUUAUAAAAAAGAGAGCCAAGAUUUAGACUUUUAUCAUAGUGUUGAAGUAAUUGAAGGGAAAAAAAUGGCAAUGGUGAAUGUAAUAAGCGUUUUGAUCUUUAUCUCUUCAAUGUGGAUGAUGGGUGAAGCUAGAAUCCCAGGAGUUUACUCUGGUGGAGCAUGGCAAAAUGCCCAUGCCACCUUCUACGGCGGUGCUGAUGCUUCGGGCACCAUGGGCGGGGCUUGUGGCUAUGGGAACUUGUACAGCCAAGGGUACGGAGUCAGCACGGCGGCACUGAGCACGGCAUUGUUCAACAACGGGUUAAGCUGCGGUGCUUGCUUCGAGAUAAAGUGUGCCAGUGACCCAAAGUGGUGUCAUUCGGGGAGCCCAUCCAUCUUCAUCACGGCGACCAACUUUUGCCCACCAAACUAUGCCCUCCCAAACGACAAUGGGGGGUGGUGCAACCCUCCUCGCACUCACUUUGACCUUGCCAUGCCCAUGUUCCUGAAGAUUGCUGAGUACCGUGCCGGCAUUGUCCCCGUUUCCUACCGCCGGGUGCCAUGCCGGAAGAGGGGAGGGAUAAGGUUCACAAUCAAUGGCUUCCGUUACUUCAACUUGGUGCUGAUCUCCAAUGUCGCGGGUGCGGGGGAUAUCGUGAAGGUGAGCGUGAAAGGCUCGAGGACCGGUUGGAUGAGCAUGAGCCGGAACUGGGGUCAGAACUGGCAGUCAAAUGCAGUUUUGGUUGGUCAAUCACUAUCGUUCAGGGUGACAGGCAGUGACAGGCGCACUUCUACCUCUUGGAACAUCGUUCCUGCCCAUUGGCAGUUUGGUCAAACAUUCACCGGCAAAAAUUUCAGGGUUUGAUAGAUUUUGCAACCCCCCCCCCCCAAAAAAAAGUUAGCAAUUAUUAAGUUUAACCCCAUAGAACUUUAAACGAAGUUUAGGGUUUUAUUAGAAAAAAAGGAAUUGAAGUUUUCCCACCAUAAUCCAUUACACCAUUUUUACCCUUGAUCUAGGGUGAAGUUCCAUUUUAACCAAUUGGACUUGGUGUUGCUUACACUUCUUUUUUAAGAAAUAGGGUUUUUGGGGGUGGAUGUCAAUUGAAAUUUUAAGUACAAGGGUGUUUUUUUUUUACUUAAACUUUUAUUUUGCUGUGUAUUGUUCUGUGGUGUGAAUUAAGGGUUUUUUUGUUAAUUUUAAUUUUAGUUUUGUGGUAAAGGAGAAAAGUGAAGAAAAAUAGGUGAGGACUGAAGUGGCUGCACAAAGAUGUAGCCCGCAGCCCAAGUGUUGAAAUGUAGUACUGGAUUGGGGAGUGUCUCCUUUUAUGUGUAGUUGAAUUGAAAUAUAUUUGGUUUGUUUCUUAGUCAA